AGAAUCUGGAGGGGAAACCGGGUGUGUUACGGCUCAUCGGAACGUCUCGUGUAUGAGUGUCAAUCACGCUGCGUUCAGCUGUCGGAGUAGGCGGCAGCGCGAUUGACGAGGACGUCUAGAGAUUGCGGUGCGCACCGAAUAUCAUGGAUUCGAAGAAGCAGCAGCGAUCGCUGGCGACCGCAUGUCGGGGCACGCUACCGUUCCCACGAAGGCCGUGGAUGAGCGAGACCGGCGUUGCCGCCGCCGCCGCCUCGGGCCUGGGCCUCAAGGGGGUCAUAGCCGGUGGUAUUACUGGAGGCAUAGAAAUUUGCAUCACAUAUCCAACGGAAUAUGUAAAGACACAGCUGCAACUGGAUGGAAAAGCCGGUGCUGGCAGAGAGUAUACAGGAAUAAUCGACUGCAUAACCAAGACUAUUAAAACUCGUGGAUUUUUCGGCCUAUAUAGAGGCUUAUCCGUCCUACUCUAUGGUUCUAUACCAAAGUCGGCGGUGCGAUUUGGUGCUUUUGAGACAGCGAAGGACCAAUUAGUGGAUGCAGAUGGAAAACUCAAUCCGCAAAGAAGACUCUUGGCGGGUCUUUGCGCCGGAGUAUGCGAAGCUAUUUUGGCAGUCACUCCGAUGGAGACAAUUAAAGUGAAAUUUAUCAACGAUCAACGUUCGGCAAAUCCAAGAUUCAAGGGAUUUUUCCAUGGAGUGCGCUUGAUUAUAAAGGAACAAGGUUUUAAAGGAGUGUAUCAAGGAGUAGUACCUACAAUCUUAAAGCAAGGAUCCAAUCAAGCUAUUCGUUUCUUUGUGAUGGAAACAUUAAAAGAUUGGUACAGAGGAGGUGACACUACCAAAAGUGUUCCUAAAGUAGUCGUUGGUGCAUUUGGCGCAGUUGCUGGUGCAGCAUCUGUUUUUGGAAAUACACCUAUUGAUGUUGUAAAAACUAGGAUGCAGGGAUUGGAAGCUGCAAAGUACAAGAAUACUAUGGAUUGCGUGAUUCAAGUGUGGAAGAAGGAGGGUCCAACAGCAUUUUAUAAAGGAACCAUUCCACGACUGGGCAGAGUAUGUCUAGACGUUGCUAUAACAUUCAUGAUAUAUGAUUCCUUCAUGGAACUUUUCAACAAAGUAUGGCCUUAGGUCUGUCGCAUUUGUAUAUACACAUUAUACAUUCUUUCAAAUUUUACAAAUAUUGCUUUCACAUUGACAUACUUUUUAUAAGCAUAUUUGUAUGACAUAUAUAUAUAUUUUUUUUUGUUUUGUCAGAGUUUAUUUAUAUUCUUAUUUAAGAGAUAUAUAUAUAUAUAUAUAUGCGCGCGAUAAAAGCUUUUUAAUGGGAGUGUUUGUGUCAAAAAUUAGAAAAAUGUAAAUAUUGCAAAUGCAUUCUAUUUCAUCGAUUUUGAAACGAUUUUUAUGGCAUAAAGAGUAAUUUUGCACAAUGAUGUGAUGUUACUACCUCCGGCUCUAGCAUUUAUAUAUAAUGUGCAGUGCACAAAAAUUAUUAUUUUAAUUGUGAAAGCUUCGUGUUUUGUUGAAUUAGUGUAUUAUUCAUACAUAUUACUUUAUUUAGUUAUAGAAUAUUGUAAUAACAUUAUUCUGCAACGACAUACAUUCCUGGAAUCACAUUCGUUCUGAGUUAUAAGUAUGAGAAUAACAUUUUCAUAAAUUCCUGACAUGUAUGGAAAUAGUCUAUAUAUAAUAUAUCUGUACGCCAAUACAUAGAUAUAUAUAUGCAUUUAUAUAUAUACAAUGGUAAUAACAAAAUAUAUUUAUGUACAAUUUUAUAAAGAGAAAUAGCAUACUUAAUGAUCGAGCGGGGGAAAAUCACCUCAACGAAUUUAAUUUUGUAUAAUUUCUCACAUCUAAGAGAAUCAUACCAAUGUUGCAGAGGUAAAGAUAAGACAAUGUAUAUUAAUAAAAAAAAGUUUAUCUUA
Molecule: messenger RNA, 1915 nt
Organism: Cataglyphis hispanica
Lineage: Eukaryota; Metazoa; Arthropoda; Insecta; Hymenoptera; Formicidae
Gene: sea
Product: putative tricarboxylate transport protein, mitochondrial
Exons: 4
Coding region: 144-1121 (325 amino acids)
Biological process (GO): mitochondrial citrate transmembrane transport
Source: RefSeq, a predicted model, not a curated record